Rosa rugosa (rugosa rose) is the source of this 2858-nucleotide messenger RNA. RefSeq names its product switch 2. Bases 23 to 2635 code for a protein of 870 amino acids. The transcript has 8 exons. Gene Ontology annotation, molecular function: ATP-dependent chromatin remodeler activity; ATP binding. Lineage: Eukaryota; Viridiplantae; Streptophyta; Magnoliopsida; Rosales; Rosaceae. The record is from RefSeq and is a predicted model, not a curated record.
UGGGAGUCGAUUUGUUGUGGCAAUGUCUCUCCGCGCCUUCAAAGAGAGCCUUAAACCCUGCCAAACCCAAAACUCCUCGUCGUCGAUUCUGUCCCAAAUCCCAGAACCCACAAUCCCUAGAAAGCCCCCCAAAUCGUCUCUGGCUCAGCAGCUCUUGAGGCUCCAAGAUCCUCUGUCUCUUCAACCACCUCCACCACCGCCACCACAGAAGACCCAGGUGGAGGAUCCCGAUGAGGAGGACGAAGACGACCCAGAACCACAGGGAUGCUCUGGGACUACUAGUAAAGUUAGUAGCUUUCAGUUUGAUCACACAGGACCCUAUGAACCCCUGGUCUUAUCCCAUUUUCCUCUCAUUCAGGUUCCUGCAUCCAUUAACUGCAGAUUGCUUCCACAUCAGAGAGAGGGAGUAAAGUUUCUGUACAAUAUAUACAAGAACAACCAUGGAGGGGUUCUUGGAGAUGACAUGGGGCUAGGCAAAACCAUUCAGACAAUUGCAUUCUUGGCUGCUGUGUUUGGGAAAGAUGGUGAUCGCAUUGAUUCCACAAUUCCGAAGAGAAGUGAAAUAACAGAACGAAACCCUGUUCUCAUAGUUGGCCCCAGUUCAGUUAUCCACAACUGGGAGAGUGAAUUCUCUAAGUGGUCUAACUUUAGUGUUGCUGUUUACCAUGGUGCAAAUCGGGAUUUGAUUUAUGAUAAAUUGGAAGCUCAUGGAGUUGAGAUACUUAUCACGAGCUUUGACACAUACAGAAUUUGUGGCAGCCAGUUAUCAGAUGUUAAUUGGGAGAUUGUUGUUGUUGAUGAGGCACACCGGCUUAAGAAUGAAAAAUCAAAGCUCUACAUAGCAUGUCUAGAAUUUAAAACCUUAAAACGAAUUGGUCUCACUGGAACUAUGAUGCAGAACAAAAUCAUGGAAUUGUUUAACCUGUUUGACUGGGUUGCACCUGGAUCCUUGGGAACACGGGAGCAUUUUCGGGAGUUUUAUGAUGAACCUCUCAAACAUGGCCAAAGAUCAACUGCUCCGGAAAGAUUUGUCCGCAUUGCUGAUGAGCGAAAACAGCAUCUAGUAGCUGUUCUUAAUAAAUAUAUGUUGAGAAGGACAAAAGAGGAAACCAUUGGUCAUCUUAUGAUGGGGAAGGAAGACAAUGUCAUAUUUUGUUCAAUGAGCGAAUUGCAAAAGCGGGUGUAUAGGCGAAUGUUACAGCUACCAGACAUCCAAUGCCUGAUAAAUAAGGACCUUCCCUGUAGUUGUGGAUCUCCUCUUACCCAAGUUGAGUGCUGCAAAAGGAUUGUACCAGAUGGAAAAAUCUGGCCAUACCUUCACAGGGAUAACCCUGAUGGUUGUGAUUCAUGCCCCUUUUGUAUUGUCCUUCCUUGCCUUGUCAAGCUCCAACAGAUAAGUAACCACUUGGAGCUUAUUAAGCCUAAUCCGAAGGAUGACCCAGAAAAGCAAAAGAAAGAUGCAGAGUUUGCCUCUGCUGUGUUUGGCCCAGAUAUUGAUUUGGUGGGAGGCAACACUCAAAAUGAGAGUUUUAUGGGCUUAAGUGAUGUUAAACAGUGUGGGAAAAUGCGAGCACUUGAAAAGUUUAUGUUCUCAUGGAUUGCACAGGGUGAUAAAGUCCUUCUGUUCAGUUACUCUGUCAGGAUGCUGGACAUAUUGGAAAAAUUUCUUAUACGCAAAGGUUAUUGCUUCUCAAGACUUGAUGGUUCCACACCAACCAACUUGCGCCAGUCUCUUGUUGACAACUUUAAUUCAAGUCCAAGCAAACAGGUGUUCCUUAUAUCAACUCGAGCCGGUGGGCUUGGACUGAAUCUUGUCAGUGCAAAUCGUGUUGUAAUAUUUGAUCCAAGCUGGAAUCCUGCCCAAGACUUACAGGCCCAAGACAGGUCAUUUCGGUUCGGGCAGAAACGGCAUGUUGUGGUUUUCCGCCUUCUUUCUGCUGGUUCCCUUGAUGAACUUGUUUAUUCACGUCAGGUGUACAAACAGCAGCUAUCAAACAUUGCUGUUUCUGGAAAAAUGGAGAGACGAUAUUUUGAAGGUGUCCAGGAUUGCAAAGACUUUCAAGGGGAACUUUUUGGAAUUUGCAAUUUAUUUCGUGAUCUUUCAGAUAAGCUCUUUACCAGCGAGAUAUUUGAGUUGCAUGAAAAGCAGGGACAAAGAGAAGGGGAUUGUCAUGGUAGGGAACAAGAAUCAACCAAAAUUACUUGCGUAAAAGAAGUGGGUGUGACAUCUUCAUCCAUGUCUGAGACCACGGAUUCUGAGAAGGCUUUAGCAAGUCAACCUGUGCUUAAAGAUGUGGGUAUUGUCUAUGCACAUCGUAAUGAAGACAUUGUGAAUAAUAGACCUGGAAUGCAAGGGACGAUGGAAAGAGUCAUUCCUUGUAAUGAUAGCCUAAAACAGCCCCCCACUGGUGUUGCUAGGAGAAAGCGACGAGAGGGUACUGGUGGAAAGGAGAAUGUAUCUGUAUCCAUGGAUCGCAAAAGGAUUCAAUUUAGUCUCCUUGCUAAGUUCAUGGGUAUGGGAGAGAUUGAAUUUAGCAAGUGGGUAGUAUCUGCUCCUCCUCUAGAGAGGGAAAAGGUUAUCCAGGACUACAAGGAGAGAAACAAGAAGAAACUCAACAGCGUUGAUUUGUUAUAAGGUUGUGGCAAAGUCAUAAAUGUGACAUCCUCCGAUCGGGAUCAUUUAUGGUGAGACUAGAAUGAUAUUAGAUUGUCUUUGAGGUGCCUAGGACGUUCAAAAGUUGUAAUCUAAUUUUUGAAGCAUUAUUUUCAAAAGUGUGCAUUUGUGCAAAAAUUAACAGCUGAACUCCUUGUACAGUUCUGUAUCUCCAAGAUGUGGUGUUAAUAGAUAUUAUGAAAAA